CACGCGUGGCCCCGCCCCCGUCCCCGGCGCUCGGAGCCCGAGUCCGCGGGAAGAUGGCUGCCCCGCUCAUCCCCCUCGCCCAGCAGAUUCCAACUGGAAAUCCAUUAUAUGAAUCUUAUUAUAAGCAGGUAGAUCCGGCAUACACAGGCCGGGUUGGGGCUAGUGAAGCUGCGCUUUUUCUGAAGAAGUCUGGACUCUCAGACAUUAUCCUUGGGAAGAUAUGGGACUUGGCUGACCCAGAAGGUAAAGGGUUCUUGGACAAACAGGGAUUCUAUGUUGCACUGAGACUAGUGGCUUGUGCACAGAGUGGCCAUGAAGUUACCUUGAGCAAUCUGAAUUUGAAUAUGCCGCCACCUAAAUUCCAUGACACCAGCAGUCCUUUGAUGGUCACCCCGUCGUCUACAGAGCCCCAUUGGGCUGUCAGGGUGGAAGAAAAGGCCAAAUUUGAUGGAAUCUUUGAAAGUCUCCUUCCUAUAAAUGGUCUGCUUUCUGGAGACAAAGUCAAGCCAGUCCUCAUGAACUCCAAGCUGCCUCUUGACGUCCUGGGCAGGGUCUGGGACUUGAGUGACAUCGACAAGGAUGGACACCUGGACAGAGAUGAGUUUGCUGUGGCGAUGCACUUGGUAUACCGAGCCCUUGAGAAGGAGCCUGUGCCCUCUGUCCUGCCCCCAUCCCUCAUUCCCCCCUCGAAGAGAAAGAAGACAGUCUUUGCAGGGGCCGUGCCUGUCCUGCCCGCCAGCCCACCACCAAAAGACAGCCUGCGCUCGACACCUUCCCAUGGCAGCGUCAGCAGCCUAAAUAGCACAGGAAGCUUGUCUCCCAAGCAUAGCAUCAAGCAGACACAGCCGACAGUGAACUGGGUGGUGCCAGUGGCAGACAAAAUGAGGUUUGACGAGAUAUUUCUGAAGACUGACCUGGACCUAGAUGGCUACGUGAGUGGCCAAGAAGUGAAGGAGAUCUUCAUGCAUUCAGGCCUCACCCAGAACCUUCUAGCGCACAUAUGGGCCCUGGCCGAUACCAGGCAAAUGGGGAAGUUAAGCAAAGACCAGUUUGCAUUAGCCAUGUACUUCAUUCAGCAGAAGGUCAGUAAAGGCAUCGACCCCCCUCAAGUUCUGUCGCCGGACAUGGUCCCACCUUCAGAGAGGGGCACACCCAUCCCGGACAGCUCUAGUUCCCUGGGCUCAGGGGAGUUCACUGGUGUGAAGGAGCUGGAUGAUAUCAGCCAGGAGGUCGCCCAGUUACAGAGAGAGAAAUACUCACUGGAACAAGAUAUCAGAGAGAAAGAAGAGGCCAUCAGACAAAAAACCAGCGAAGUUCAGGAAUUACAAAAUGAUCUAGACCGGGAAACAAGCAGUUUGCAAGAGCUGGAAGCUCAGAAACAGGAUGCCCAAGAUCGCCUGGAUGAAAUGGACCAGCAGAAGGCCAAGCUCCGUGACAUGCUCAGUGAUGUCAGGCAGAAGUGCCAGGACGAGACCCAGAUGAUCUCCUCAUUGAAGACCCAGAUUCAGUCUCAGGAAUCUGACCUCAAGUCCCAGGAAGAUGACCUAAACCGGGCCAAAUCGGAGCUGAACCGGCUGCAGCAGGAGGAGACACAACUGGAGCAAAGUAUCCAGGCUGGGAAGGUCCAACUGGAAACCAUCAUCAAGUCCCUCAAGUCCACACAAGAUGAAAUCAACCAGGCAAGAAGCAAACUCUCCCAGCUUCAUGACAGCCACCAGGAAGCCCAGGAACAGUUUGACCAGGCGCUUGAUGGAGCCCGAGGCGCCAGCCUGACCAACCUAGCUGACCUGAGCGAGGGAGUCUCCUUGACAGACAGGGUCGGUUUUGGAGCCAUGGUAAAGGAUGAUCCUUUCAAAAAUAAGGCCUUGUUAUUUAGCAACAAUACACAAGAAUUGCAUCCAGAUCCUUUCCAAGCUGAAGAUCCCUUCAAAUCUGACCCAUUCAAAGGAGCUGAUCCUUUCAAAGGUGACCCAUUCCAGAGUGACCCUUUUGCAGAACAACAGACAGCUUCAGCAGAUCCAUUUGGAGGGGAUCCUUUCAAAGAAAGUGAUCCAUUCCGAGGCUCUGCCCCUGAAGACUUCUUUAAGAAACAGACAAAGAAUGACCCAUUUACCUCAGACCCAUUCACGAAAAACCCAUCCUUACCUUCAAAGCUCGACCCCUUUGAAUCCAGUGAUCCUUUCUCAUCUUCCAGUGUCUCCUCAAAAGGAUCAGGUCCCUUUGGAACAUUAGACCCCUUCGGAAGUGGGUCCUUCAGUAGUGCUGAGGGCUUUGCUGACUUCAGCCAGAUGUCCAAGCCCCCAACUUCUGGCCCUUUCACCUCCUCCUUUGGAGGGGCAGGAUUCUCAGAGGACCCCUUUAAAAGUAAACAGGACACUCCCGCUCUGCCUCCGAAGAAGCCUGCUCCUCCGCGGCCUAAACUGCCCAGCGCAGCAAUGGCUGAACAGAAAGGCCCUGCGCGGUACACACUGCUGGGCGGUAAAAGUACACCUGUAAACCAGCUUGGUUCCACAGACUUUCCCGAGCCCCCUGAUCCAUUCCAGCCACGAGGGGCUGACAGCAGUGACCCGUUUCAAAAUAACAAGGGGUUUGGGGACCCGUUUAGUGGAAAAGAUCCAUUUGCUCCCUCCUCUUCAGCUAAACCUUCUAAAGCCUCUUCCUUGGGUUUUGCAGACUUCACCUCUUUUGGCAAUGAAGAGCAGCAGCUGGCUUGGGCCAAGCGGGAGAGUGAGAAAGCGGAGCAGGAGAGGCUGGCGCGGCUACGGCGGCAAGAGCAGGAAGAUCUGGAGCUGGCCAUCGCGCUCAGCAAGGCUGAUAUGCCUGCCGCCUAGGCUAGGGCUCAGCAUGGGCCGAGGGUGAGAGGGAGGUGUGCACACGGAGAAACUCGGAUUCCUGUAAGGACUCGCUGGCCAGAGGGCCAACCCCUCCGGAUGGCACUUCCCGGGCCUUGGAGAAGCAGUUUACCUCCGGUGGGGGGGCCGCUGCUGUGACAUCUCCAUCAGGUGACAGCACCUGCCUCUUCCACCUGGACCUGCACAGGAUGCCAGAGGAAGCGGCAGAGUCCCCUGGUCUUCCAUCCCGCUCAUAGCCGCCGAACACCCUGACGCCCUUGCGGACCCCCGUGAGACAGACACCCUGUGAUGUAUGCAUUUGUUGUAUAAAAUUUAAGUUUGAAUGAUUAAU
Condylura cristata (star-nosed mole) is the source of this 3183-nucleotide messenger RNA. RefSeq names its product epidermal growth factor receptor pathway substrate 15-like 1 (gene EPS15L1). Gene Ontology annotation, biological process: endosomal transport; endocytosis. Lineage: Eukaryota; Metazoa; Chordata; Mammalia; Eulipotyphla; Talpidae. Gene Ontology annotation, molecular function: cadherin binding; calcium ion binding. The transcript is spliced from 25 exons. Gene Ontology annotation, cellular component: plasma membrane; clathrin coat of coated pit; cytoplasm. The coding region runs from base 54 to 2831 and encodes 925 amino acids. The record is from RefSeq and is a predicted model, not a curated record.